CAAUCGAACUAAAACCUGACGUCCUAUCAAAACCCCCUACAACUGGAGAUGACAAGGAAGCAAGAUCAAAAGCCCCUGAAGGAAGGAUAGAGGCUCUCUGUCUCUUCAUCGCUGAGGUCAAGUCUCUAUAUUCCAACCUAAAUAAAGUCCGAUUGAAUAUGUCGGCGCUAUGUGGUGAGGUGCCUAGCAUAGUUUCCCUUGAGGAGAUAGAUGUGAACAAGAGAACUAUAGAUGCCGCGAUAGAGGAGAUCUAUAAACAGUUGACAGAGUUGGAGGCCGAGAGGUAUCGUCUCAUGGCUAUAGAGAAGGGAUAUCUGGGUGAUGAUGAGGAUAACAUAGCAAUUGAGUGGUCUUGA
This is a messenger RNA of Morchella sextelata, 356 nucleotides long. RefSeq lists its product as uncharacterized. The transcript has 2 exons. The annotation marks the transcript as partial. The record is from RefSeq and is a predicted model, not a curated record. Lineage: Eukaryota; Fungi; Ascomycota; Pezizomycetes; Pezizales; Morchellaceae.